GAAAAUAAUCGCUGGAAAUACUGCCUUUGCUGUGUAACCACGGCAACUCCUCCCUUAAAAUGCAACCUCACCAAAGCCCCCAUGCACCGCGGGAAUCGAGCAGGAACGGACGCGCUGUCUGCCGCUUACCUGGCUUUAUUAAUAAACCAAGCUGUUCACGUGCUCAGCCCAGCCCAGCCCAGCACAAUAUUCUGCUACAUUAGCGAGGUAUUUUUGACCGAGUGAUUUUUUUCUUUCUCUCCUCUCAUCCGAGACGGGAGGGAUGCUGUUGCUGCUGCUGCUGCUGUGAGGGAGAGAGGUGAACGCAGUUGGAAAAGCAGUUUUUUUUUCUCCUCCAAAGCUCCUCCUCUGCCGUCGGAGAGCGGAGACCGGUCACAUUUUGCUCAAUGAGAGCAAGAGAUCACCGGAGAGGAUUUCCUAAUUCCACCCUGCUGCUGUGCCGUGCGGCUGUUUUCUCGCCUCUGUCAAAGCAGAGGCUAAUAUGAAGACAUCAUUUGGCAAACCAGACCCUGGAAAGCACCUACAAUCUUUUCAACACAUUUGAAACUGAAGACAACGUCAUGCAUUGUCUCCCGUAAAACCUCCCUGCUCUUCCUACCCAGCCAUUGACAGUGAGGACACCACGAGCUGCACAGACAUGGGUUCAGAUCAACCCUGCAUGGAUGCACUAGAGAGAAGGCCCAUAUUGGGUGCUGCCUGUAAGCGGCAGGCCCACCGGUGUCUGCGGAAAAAGCUGAGGCCAGUGCGAAUCGUGGGGUUCAUCCUCAGCCUGGUGGCCGUAAGUGCUGUCUCCUUCAGUGCCUUGACCUGGAGCUCAGGGGGUUUCAGUGAGUCAGUGCUCCCCCAGGAAAGUCUCCACCAGUCGAUCCCCCACAGGACUCUACUUUUCACCCAACACCAGAGGGACCCCAAUGUGUCAGCCGACAUGCCAACAGCUAUGAAAUCUACAGCAAAAUUCAACGAGAGCCAGGGGGAGUACCCGCCAGACCUUUUCACUCGUGCGGAGAGGCGCCAAGGAGCCGUGGUCCUCCACAUGUUUGGCAUGAUCUACAUGUUCAUUGCCUUAGCCAUAGUGUGUGACGAGUUCUUUGUCCCAGCACUGACGGUAAUCACAGAGAAGCUGACCAUUUCGGAUGACGUAGCGGGUGCCACCUUCAUGGCAGCAGGCGGCUCAGCCCCGGAGCUCUUCACCUCCAUCAUCGGUGUCUUCAUCUCACACAGCAACGUGGGCAUCGGGACCAUCGUUGGCUCGGCCGUCUUCAACAUCCUCUUUGUGAUUGGGAUGUGUGCCAUCUUCUCCAAGGAGAUCCUCAACCUAACAUGGUGGCCUCUCUUCCGAGAUGUCUCCUUCUACAUCCUGGAUCUGAUCAUGCUCAUCAUCUUCUUCCUGGAUAACGUCAUCUCCAUGUGGGAAAGUAUCACACUACUCUCGGCCUACGCCGCCUACGUGAUCUUCAUGAAGUGCAACAGCACAGUCGAGAACUUCGUCAAGGGUUGCAUGAACAAGAACCAAGUGGUAGAAGUAGAAGUACAGCCAAAGGAUGAGAAGGAAAGUCCUGGGGCGCCGGAGGAUGACGGCAAGCUGUCGGCCAGGCCCCGGCUUCAGAGGGGGGGUAGUUCCGCCUCCCUGCACAACAGCUUGAUGAGGAACAGCAUUUUCCAGCUGAUGAUUCACACGCUGGACCCUUUAAGUGAAGAAUUUGCUGACUCUGAGCUUGGGACUUAUGGGAAACUAAAAUAUUAUCACUCAAUGACUGAGGAAGGUAAAUUUCGAGAGAAGGCAUCCAUCCUUGACAAGAUUGCUAAAAAGAAAUGCCAAGUGGAGGACAGUGAGAAGGCCAAUGGGGUAGCAAGCCGUUCAGAGCCCGUCUCUUCAAGCCCCCCUCCCGAAAAAGACCAGUCUGCUCUGAUUGGUCAGCGUUUCCGAGUCUCUGCACCGUCAUUGCAGCCAGGGAAUGACUGUAACGGGGUUAACUAUUUAACAGAUAAGAACCUUCCAAACAGCUCCAGCGUGGAAGUGGAAGUGACACCACCCAUGAAUGGAACAGCAGGUCAAGAGGGGGAGACGGCUGAGGAUGAAGAGGAGGAGGACCAGCCUCUGAGCCUGUCCUGGCCCGAGUCCAACCGCAAGCGCCUCACCUACCUCUUAAUCAUACCAAUUGUCCUCCCCCUGUGGAUAACGCUGCCUGACGUCAGGAAGCCGACGGCAAAAAAGUUCUUCCCCAUCACCUUCCUGGGUGCCAUCACCUGGAUUGCAGGCUUCUCUUACCUAAUGGUGUGGUGGGCUCACCAGGUUGGAGAUACCAUUGGGAUUACAGAGGAGAUUAUGGGCCUGACUAUAUUAGCAGCUGGAACCUCCAUCCCUGACCUCAUCACCAGUGUUAUUGUGGCACGCAAGGGGCUGGGUGAUAUGGCUGUAUCCAGCUCCGUAGGCUCCAACAUCUUCGACAUUACUGUUGGACUGCCGUUCCCCUGGCUCAUGUGGUCCUUUAUCAACGAACUGAAACCGGUGCAAGUCAGCUCCAAUGGCCUCUUCUGUGCCAUUGUGCUCCUCUUCAUCAUGCUCCUCUUCGUCAUCAUCUCCAUCGCCGCCUGCAAGUGGCGCAUGAGCAAGCUGCUCGGCUUCAUCAUGUUCAUGCUGUAUUUCGUCUUCCUGGUGGUUAGCGUCAUGCUGGAGGACAAGGUGAUUACCUGUCCGGUUUCCAUCUGAGGACCUUGGAGGACCCAUUUACUCUCCCUCGUCACCACCACUACCACCACCAACACAACCAUACUUCUUGUCUGCCAUCGCUCUCACCCGACCCUUUGUGAUCCUUUACCCCAGGAAUAAAAAAGAAGAAUAAGGAGGACUGGACAAGAGAAUAAAGCAGUUGGUGGCGAGAAGGGAUUAAACCCACAUGGGCACAAGACUAGGGCUUGGCUGGUUUAGCGUAGGCCUAACCUGAGUGGAUUUUUAUUUAUUAUUAUUUAAUUAGCAGGUGAGGGGAGGUUCUGUGUGUAUCAGCCAAAUAUAGAAGCAUUAUGCAUGCCAUUAGUGUCAAUAGACAAGCUCGAAUCCAGACCACGCCUGGUAGGUUGAGGAGGAUGACCUCCUGUGAACUUUGGGGGGAAAAACAAGAUAUGCGCUGUAUAAAACUCUUAAUAAUACAUGCAGUGGCUGAGCUGAAAUUGUGAGCAUAUUUGAACACACACACUAGUUCAACAGACUAAGACGCUGUCGCCAAGAGUGGAGUUUGUGGAUGAGGAAUUGGCAGACUGUGUGGGUGAAAAGUGUUUCCCGUCUGAUGGUAUUGAGCGAAAAGACUCUCCUGUGGGCUUUGCACCUGAGCAACAAGGGAUGAAACACUCUUGCUGGGCAGACAAACUUCUUAUUUCUUAUUUUGCUAAUUCAUAAUGCUCAAUGGCGAGUUUAAGCUUCCCGUCUCCCCUGCCGGAUGUCAUUUUUCACCACUGAAUGUCUCUUCAGAGGAUUCUUCUUCUUUUUUUUAAUUUUUGGAUUCAUUUUCAUGAAAUACAGUAUAUAGAAGUAGCAUUAGAUGUACUGUAGCAGUAUUAGGCAAUGUAGAGCCAUUUCGACAAUCUGCACCUCUUUUGUUCUUUUGCCACUGAACACAUUCUUCUGACUGUACAGAAUUUUCCAUGCUUCACACGCACCGACUGACAAAGACAAGAAGAAAAAAAGCCUAAUUGAAAUUUAGCCUCUUAAAGUAUGUGUUAGCCUUCAAUAUCUUUCACUGGUUGGAAAAAAAAGGCAUGAGUACCUUAGGCUCAUAAAAGUUCCGUAAUGAAGUCAAUGUCAAAAUAAUACAUUUGAAAAAAAACUUAACAGUGUUUAAGUGUCAUAGUUGAUUUAGAUUAUUCAAUGUGUAGUGCUUUGUUCACAGUAGAACUGGGCUCAACUCACUGGCUAGUCAAGCUCCUGGGGUAGUAGUUUCAAGGAGUCAACUGCAUGUUAAAGUAGACACUUGGAGGUGAAUAAUACCAAUCAACAUUUAAGAAGUCGUAUACCUAAAUGUAUACUUUUUCAAACAUGUUUCAUAAGUUCUUCAUGCAAACCAGUGCUCAGUCUCUAUGUAGAAAGUGUCAACAUGUAUGGUCAAUGAUAUCUAUCAAACUUGUGCAAUUUCUUUUCUAAUCAAAGGUGCUUUUGUGUGCAUGUGUGCAAUCUGCAUUUAAAGUCAUCACACAAUGACCAUUCCUUAUAUUUAUCUAUGACUAGAGGUUAUACUACCAGUAUUUUGCAACUAAUUGCAAAAAGAAAUAUACACCAAAUGGUGUUUUAUACUGGGAAUAGAAAUCAUAACCACAAUCUCUCCUUAAGCUACAUAGAAUGUGGAAAUCACAAAUUUAACAGCAAUAUACCGUGUGUGUCGUUGAGAAUCGCAACCCCACCCCCACGACCCUCCCCAUGCGUCUGUCCUUGCUGUCCCUCACUGUCUUUCCUGUCUGAUGUGGUCUCACACCCUACAACAAAAAAAGUGUGCUGCCAUUUCCUCCUAAAACGGACCCCUUCCUGUUAGAGCUGGCCAGUAACACCUGCUUUACCUCAACACAGCCUCUGUACAGCAGCGGAGUAACUGUAAAAUAAUAGUAAAUAGAUUCUCUGAAUGUGUGAGGAAAUGCAUGCAAGGAAUUUGGGCUGGUUACCCACUGACUGUACAGCUGAGCUUACUAUACUAACUAUAUAUGUUCACUUUUAUGCAUCAAUUCAAAAAGAAACACCAAGAACUUAUUGGUUUUACUCUGUAAAUAUACACUCCUGUUUGUUUGUUUUUUUGCAAGAACCAAAUGGCUCACACAUGUAUUUUGUUUAAUAGUGGAUGGGAAAGGUCAAUGAUAUGCUGGAGGCCCUUAAGUAUUAUAGUAUUAUUGAGCAAAAAGACAACUCAAGAGCAUUUAUUUUUAGACUACUCCACAUCUUAUUAGCAUGCUUUACACUGUAAACAUGCCUGUUCAGCAUCUGGUAAGAAACGAGGCUAGUAAUUACCAUAUUGCUUCCUCGAAUUCAACAACAGUAGGGUACUAUGUUUUCUGACACUCGGCAAAGAUUGCAAAUGCACAGGUAAAAGAAAACUAUGAUUCAUGCAAACCAAACUCAUAUGUUAAACUGUUAUUUGUCCUCUCGUAUAGUAUAUCUCCUUGAACAUUUCCACAACCCAGAUUCAUAGUCAAUUUAAGGCUUCUAUGAUGACUCAUGUACUUUGUGAAAUUCUCCUGCACACAUUUGCCAUUAAACUUUCCUCAGAGCGCCCACACACUCUCCUUAACAUAACACCUCACCUUAAGUUUUUACUCGACCCCUCUUUAGAAGAAGAGUUAGACAUUUUGGGAAAUGCACUUUUUUGCUUUCUUGCUAAGAUGAGAAGAUGGAUGCCACUUUCAUGUCAGUGCGGUAAAUACAUAGCUAGAGCCAGCACCUUAGCUUAGCUUAGCUUAGCUUGGUACAAAAACUGGAAACUAGCUAGUCUGGCUCUUGUGUUUUCAGAUUUUGAGAAAGGAGAGGCUUGGUCCAAUGAAGAUUUAACAAAAAGAUGUAAUAUCAAAAUGGCAUGACAACAACAAGUUUUACACUGCAGCGGGCUGAAAUAGCGGUAUCUCCUACCGGAUCCACACCUUUUCAGUCCCUCCCUUUUCCUACGCUGCUCACUAUAUUCUCCUGGUGAUGUGGGCGGUUCGUUUUCCCCACGUGGCUUUGGAUCAUUUUGCAUUAGUCCUUCGUUUGGUGCAGUGACAUGUCCAUGCCCCUGAGCGCAUCCCAUUGGAUCUCUUCAUUGCCCCUAUAAGAAGGACGUACUUUUAAAUUCAUAUGUGUUCAAGGUUACCCUCAAGGUUAUAACAUGGAGAUGUAAAUUCUUUUCAAGCUACAGGAAUAAACAUUCUUUGGUCUUAUCUACUCGGCACACCAGCAGGGGUCGGCUCUAAGACAGAUAAACAAAGGAUUUCUUCCUGCCGUGUGACAAAAGAAGGGCCACCCCCUCUAAACCUUAGGAGAGCAGUCAGACAUGAUUUAAUUAACUUGAGGAGCUUAGGAAUCUGUAUGAAAGAGAAGGAUAUUGAUUGGGUCUAACAUUAUUGAUACAAUUCUUCUGCCUAACCCAGCUGCAGCAUAUAUUGUUAAUACAUUAAAACAUAAAAGUACAUUGACAUCAAAGAUCAGCAUUGUUUUAACAUUUUUCAACUACACUCUAUAUCCAAAGGUAACAAAAUCCACCUACAAGCACCUCUUAAGCCAACUAACUAACAUGUUAUAUCUAGUUUGUGACAUGUCUAUGUAUAAGUGUAAAAACAACAAGGUGUGGUUUUACAUUGGCUUAUGUGCAGGCCAAGCUAGCUGUUUCCCCGUUUCCAGCCUUUGUGCUAAGCUAAGCUAACCGUUUACUUGUGGUAGCUUCAUAUUUACCGUACAGCCAUGAGAGCGGUAUCAAUUUUCUUGUCUAACUCUCGGCAAAAAGGCGAAUACGUGUAUUUCCCAAAAUGUCUAAAUAUUGCUUUAACAGGUUAACAGAUAUUUUGCUACCACUAGCCUACAUGAGCAUUCUGUAUCUGCACACUUCCAUUGCAAAAACCUACUGUCAAGACAACAAUUAUUUUUUUCUUUCUCCAAAGUUCCUAUGGUGUUUUUAUGUGAAAGCACGAAUGGUGAAGGAAAAAACUAAA
Molecule: messenger RNA, 6657 nt
Organism: Sander lucioperca (pikeperch)
Lineage: Eukaryota; Metazoa; Chordata; Actinopteri; Perciformes; Percidae
Product: sodium/potassium/calcium exchanger 2
Exons: 13
Coding region: 638-2710 (690 amino acids)
Biological process (GO): long-term synaptic depression; intracellular calcium ion homeostasis; long-term synaptic potentiation
Cellular component (GO): membrane
Molecular function (GO): calcium, potassium:sodium antiporter activity; calcium channel activity
Source: RefSeq, a predicted model, not a curated record